Patiria miniata (bat star) is the source of this 12662-nucleotide messenger RNA. RefSeq names its product serine/threonine-protein kinase par-1-like. NCBI's taxonomy places the organism in Eukaryota, Metazoa, Echinodermata, Asteroidea, Valvatida, Asterinidae. Bases 72 to 4166 code for a protein of 1364 amino acids. The transcript has 13 exons. Gene Ontology annotation, molecular function: protein serine/threonine kinase activity; ATP binding; tau-protein kinase activity. The record is from RefSeq and is a predicted model, not a curated record. Gene Ontology annotation, biological process: protein phosphorylation; intracellular signal transduction; microtubule cytoskeleton organization. Gene Ontology annotation, cellular component: cytoplasm.
CCAUCAAGAUAAUAGACAAGACGCAACUGGACGAGGAGAAUUUGAAGAAGAUUGUUCGAGAGGUGCAGGUGAUGAAGCAACUUAGGCAUCCGCACGUCGUCCGUCUUUAUCAAGUCAUGGAAACAGAGAGGAACAUGUACUUAGUCACCGAGUAUGCCAGCGGUGGCGAAAUAUUCGAUCACCUCAUAUCCCACGGUCGGAUGACAGAGAGGGAAGCAAGACAGAAGUUCAAACAGAUUGUUGCAGCCGUCCACUAUUGCCACUGUAGAAAGAUUGUACAUAGAGAUCUUAAGGCAGAAAAUCUAUUACUAGACGCCAAUAAGAAUGUCAAAAUAGCAGAUUUUGGUUUUAGCAAUUUUUUUGAGAAGGGCCAGUUGUUGAAGACGUGGUGUGGGAGUCCGCCGUAUGCUGCGCCAGAACUCUUUGAGGGCAGAGAGUAUAACGGACCAAAGGCAGAUGUCUGGAGUCUAGGGGUUGUCUUGUAUGUACUAGUGUCAGGUGCUUUGCCGUUUGACGGGCCCACGUUACAAGGUCUGCGCUCGCGAGUCUUGUCGGGACAGUUUAGGGUACCUUUUUUUAUGAGCCCAGAAUGUGAACAGCUCAUACGACACAUGCUGGUCUUAGAUCCCAACAAGCGUUAUAACACGGACCAGAUCCUGGGCCACAAGUGGACCAAGACCGGCGAGCCGGACACCCCCUUUGACGACAUGAUCGCGGAGUACGACCAGCUUGCCACAACGGUGAACGGGCCGGAUCCAAUCAACGAACUCAUCGUCCAACAUAUGGUGUCCCUUGGGAUUGAACGGGACCUCAUCCUACAGUCCUUGAGCGGCAAAAGCUUUGACCAAUUCAGUGCAAUCUAUCACCUCUUCCUCGACAAGUUAAAACGCCACCAAAAAUCCAAUUCCCACCCUCACGACAAGAGUCGAAUGGCCGCCGCAACGACUACCAGUCCAUCACCAUCACCAAGCGAGGGCGGCACAUCAGACGGAAUCGCGUCCAUGUCGUCAGUUUCGUCGAUAUCAUCAGGUGGGGGGCGGAGGCAGGGCUUGUUGCCCGGAGCGAUACCCCAAGUGCGCUUCACGAACGAAAACGAUCAGAUUAUCAUUCAGUCUGACCAACCAGUGGAUGUAGACAGCGAUCCUGAGGAACCGUGCCCAGAGGCCCUAGCUCGCUACCUCCAAGUCCGGCGGCAUACCCUAGGCCCGGCAGACCCAAGCCAGGAGGUUCCAGACCACCUGAAGAUGAAGCUUAUGCCGGCUCAGCAUGCCAAUCCCAGUACCGAGGGGGGCAGCUUUGGCCAGCAUCACCACCUUCUACCUACCUUGACUCCCGUGGUGCUUAACACUAACCUGCCCAUGAACUUGCCAUUGAUGACUGGGCUCAAUCAGCCAGAACAGCUUGUCACCUAUAAGGAACAAAAUCUUCUGAAGCCGCCAGCUCUGGAGGCCACGGGGGGUCACAACAGCUUCAGUCGUCGGGCGUCGGAUGGUGGCGCCAACAUGUACUUACACUUGCAGCAGUUUCAGAACCAGUUUCUCAGCAAAAGAACAAGCCAGCCAGUCAAUGUGGACCUGACUGGACAGACCUCAGGGGAAUCGUUACAACAGAGACUACCGCCGGUCUCAGCGACAGGCGUACCAGAGGAGGCGGAGAACUCGGACGAAGAGGAGCCUGACCAAGAAGAAGUUCAAAGGUAUCUAAGGAACAGAGGCGGUCGCUUCAGGCACACGCUCUGCUCCGAAGUGCCCUCACAUGACCUACAGGAAGAGCUGCGACGGAACCUCAUACCGCAGCCAAUCAACGUCCCCCAGCGUUCGUCCCGGCGGGAGCGUUUCCACGUCCCGCCUGAUCGCAACCCUCACAUGCGAGACAUGAGUUUAUACCCGCCGGCCAAUUACGUCUACACGCGCCGGGCCUCGGACGGCAUGCCCAACUUACAUGCCUUCAAGGCCCAUCUAGAGAGAGUGGCAGCCGGGGCAGCGUCAGGUGGGGGUGGAAGCAGCUCCGGAAGCCAGAAAAGCUCACUCAAGCAACUGCACAAGGAGUACCACCAACUACAGAAGCAGUGCUCACCGGUCGACCCAAAACUACAGGAGCUCCAACAGGCUCAACAUCAACUACACAAGGAGAAGAUGCUGAACCAGGUAACCCCGGCAACUGCAUCCACAGCCCCAGAAGAUGAGGAAGCAAAGAGGCAGAGAGAGCAAGAGGAAGAUGAUGAAGUGUUCUUCCAGUACCACAAUCGCUACAGUCGGCGGGGCCAGUCCGCCGUGGUCCCUCCCCAACCCCUGACAUUCCAGUUAGCCCAGGGUGGUAUCGGCAGUGGCACACCCCCAAUGAUACCAACAGUGAGAGCAGAACCCGCAACGGACGUCCAGACACAAGCCUUGCAACAACACCUACAGAGAUUACACCUACAGAGACCCUGCGACAGCCCACCAAUGCUCAAAAAGCUUCACAGUCCUAAUAGCCGAGCGAGCCCCCCUACCUCCAUCAGCCUCCCUGUUCAUCCUGAGGAGGUAAUUGAACCGUCCAUUGAUCCCACCGCUUACCCAACCCACCCGUUACCCAUUGACAUGAGCCCCACGCUGGAUGCCCAGCCUGACAACCGGCCGGUGAAUGUGGGAAGCCCCUCACAAGGGAGCAGUCCUUUAAGUCAAGGGGCUGUAGGGGGUAGCAGCAUGUCUUCGCAGCGGGGCAGUCCACACAACCAUUCUGGGGAUAAUUGGUUUGGUGGGGUCAGGCCAGGCUUCUCUCCCUCUCCGCCAGUCAUUGUGACUUCGGCGGGAGGCGAGAUGCUAGACAUAGUGAACAUUGGGGGUCAGAGCAAUGAUUCACUGGAGAAUAUACUACCGGUGCUAUUCCAAAACCAGGGAGGCCGCUCCUCACAGGGGGAGAUUUCGGUGAAUCCGAGCAGCCUGGCCUCAAGUUUGGUCUAUCAGCAACAGCAGCAGCAGCAGCAACAACAGCAGCAGCAGUUGCAGAUGCUGCAAGCGGCUCAGUCACUACAAGAGCAGGAAGCAUUACAACAGCAAGUUGCUCUCCAGAAUCAGCAGAUGAAUCUCAUGCAGCAACAACAACAGCACCAGCACCAACAGCAGGCAUCACGGCAUGUGACAUUCGAACAAAUGAAUCAUGAUAUGAGCAGGCAGCAAGGAAUGCAGGGUGGUGUGACAUUAGCACAACAGUCCAACCAACUUUUUCAACAGCAGCAGCAGCAACAACAACAGCAGCAACAGCAGCAGCACUCACAGAUGAUCACUGAACCCAGUGGGGUGACAUUUCUCACUAGCCAGCUCCCGUCCAAUCAACAACAGGAAUCCAGGAAUCUACCACUCCCUGGGCUGAACGGGGGUGUCCAGUUCAACAUCUCCAGCCAGCAACCAGUGAUGCAAGCAGCACCGCCCAGUCAGCACUACCCGCUGCCCAAUUUGAUGUCACCUGGAACGCUCCACUAUUUGCAGGGGAUUAACCAGCAACAGCGGAUUGAUGAUACAGACUUAGUGCAGGCAAUGGAGGAGUCCAACACGAUGCAAGGGCCAUCACAAGGUGAAGAAGCAGCACAAGGAUUUCUAGCGUUUGGGCUGAGUGAUGGCCAGACAAGGCAAAGUCACAACCACCACCGACACACAACCAUGCCUGGCGUAGAUGCCCAGGUCCCUACACAGCUACUACGUAGAACAAUCCGUAUCCCCUCAGGUGACUUGAGUCAGUUCUUCAACACCACCAACAAUAACAGUGUUGAUGGUGGCAGCAGUGGGAUCAGGAAAACAGAUAAUGUGUCUGGCCAGCAGCAACACAUCCCACCGCUGAUAGCACAGGGAAUGAACCUUAGUUGUAGCAUGACACUGAGUGAGUCAGACAUGCACGCUGCUGAGCCAUCCCCAAUCAAACAUGCAAAGUCCUUCUGCAUGACCACCUGCAAGGGACUUGGGGAGAUAGUCGCUGAGAUCAGGAGGACUCUUGAUUGUAAGCAGCCAGCCCUGAUCUAUGAGAACAUUGAGAACCUCUUUCAGCUGCACCGGAAUGGCGUGCGGAUGGAGAUGGAAGUCUGCCGUGUCCCUGGAUUGGCACUGAAUGGGCUGAAACUGCGGCAGUUAGCCGGGGAUGCUUUGCAGUACAAAGAACUCUGCCAAGACAUUCUGGCAACAAUGAAUUUGUAGCAGACACUGAUGGCUGCCCUGCUGAUGGGACAAUACUGGCAAGUAACUGGUACCUCCAAAAAAGAGCAAAAUGGCUGAUUAAGUAUAACUUGUUAAGGAACCCGAUUGCUUCUAGACACUUUGUCCCCUAUGAUGGCAAAUAUUUUCCAAAAUCACCCUGCGAAACUACUGUGUGUUUAACUGUUUCAAGAAUAAUAGUUGUCAAGAAUUAUAGUUUUGUCGUCAUCGUCGUGGAUGUAGGACGGUCAACUUCUGAUGGGAUGGUGAAACAAAGAGGAGAGACGUCAGACAGAGGGAUCCACUAAUAAGCGCCAUGGUGCUAGCAUGUUAGUGGGUAUGCUCAGGUAAUGUACCAGGGUCAACAACAUCCACAAACCAGUGAACUGAUUAUUAUCAACUAGUAAACUACGCCUCAUGGUGUGCAUGACUAAGUGGAUGGUCUUCAAGCUUCAAAGAAGGCACAGCUGUCCUAUUGACCAGUCAGUAAAUACAAUGGCCUUGUUGCUCAACAUAUUAGUAUUUCACUAUCCACUAUUGGGCUUGUGCGACUCCAGGCAGGAAUCAAAUAGAAUCCAUUCUAAACUAAAAUUCAACAGAAUCUACUCCCAGUAAUUGGCAUUUCCAGCACCCCUCACAUUCCAUUCAGACAAAUUCAAAAUUGUAUGUUGUCAAGUGUCAGGUUUUUUGAGAGGGAUUGCAACUCUUGUUGUCGCGUCAUAGCAACAAUUCACAAAUGUAGUUAACUGGUGAUAUAUUGUCCAGAACUAAAAUUUGGAGUGGAUUGCCAAUGGAAUCUUCUCCACAGAGGUGGCUAUACAUGUAUAUGUAAGCAUUCUCGCAUAUUGCACAUGUUUAUCAUGCAACGUAGGGUGUUGCAUCGUGCACAAGUACCCCCUGAAGAGGUUACAAGGAGAGAGAGAGUUUGAAUGCAAUGCCGCGGUACACACAUGAACAGCACUCACAUGAAGACACUACAGGUGUGUGUACAUUCAUAUAUAAAAAUCAAUCAUGUGUCCUUCACCAUAUGCGCGUGAGUCGGUGCCGUAUGUGGUACAUAUUCAUACAUGGAUGUACUGUUUACGGAGCUCUUAUGAGGGGUCACAAAGCGCCAUGUACUUUUUGUGCGCUUUGGCUAUGAUAUCAGUAAAUGUGUUGGAUACCUGGAUUAAGUUAAUAUGUUUCAAUGAUUGGCCAGCUUGCAAAAAAACUGAUUGGUUGAUUUUUCAGUGAUACUGUCUAGCUUUGAAAUUUGUUGCUUAUGGUCAACAUAAACACGUUUAAUAAUGCAGCUGGGAACUUAAUGUUGCUUCUUGUGUACUUUGUGGAUACUUGCCUGUAGUGAUGUAAUCGAGACCACCACAAGUCCUAUCCUUUUGUGACAGUUUAUUUGAAUAGCUAGUGACUUGACUUGAGACGAAAGACUUGUGAUGAACUUGCAGGGACUCGAAUACAUUGCUGCUUGCGUGUCAAAAUUAUACAUUGUUGACAGCAACAAUAAUCUGAACAGUGCUUCACAUAUCAAUGAAUUUUAUACAUUUGUAAAAGGCUUUGCUGUGAAGCUGAACUUUGUGAACUAUUCGCAGUUAUUUGUUUACCCCUUCACUGUAAAAUGUUUUCUUCGAAAGGCAACGAGUAAUUAAUUUCUCUUGUUCUCACUGAAGUCUGAUAGGUGCGGAGGGCAAGAGAACGAACAGUGUCUACUUUUUUAGCCGUUUACUGUACAGAUUAAUGCUUAUUCACAUGUGUGCUUCAUGAAAAAUCAUGGUCUGAUGACAUAGAUAUAUAUUUUCAGGAAAAAAGUAUGUUUUUCAAAAUUUUGCAAUUUGUUUUUCACUGAACAUUUUUGUUUAUCAUAUGAAUGCUGACUUCUUUUAUUUUGCUAAUUUUUUCCCUUGUGGGCACAAUGAAUUUGAAUUUCUAAUUGCUGUCACAUAAUACCAAUUGGAGGAUUUUUUUUUUUUUCAAUUUUUUUUCGGGCAUUUCAAAUGUGGUUUACAUAAUGUAUGUUCAAGUACAUGUAUGUAUGUUUAGACAGUAGAAUAAUGGGUGAAGAGAUUUGCGCAGCAAGGAUUGUGCAAAAUGAUGACCAAGGAAGCUAUAUGCUAUUUUACUCCACACUGGGACCCAAGUGCAGAGUAACAUGCAAAAUGCUACAGCUACACAAACAGAAUUCUGCGCAAUAUGCACAAGGCAAAGAUAAGGUCUUAUUUAUACCACAAACCAACAUUCAACUUCAAAGGGCCAGGGAAGGUUUGCUCCAACGAUUGGCACCAGUCAGUGAAGUCACAUGAUUUGAAUUUGGAAGCAAGUCAACUGGUAUAUACAUAUACGUGUAUGUCCAACUUUAGGAAAUUCAGACCGUUCGGUAGUCUGGUGGCAUGAAUGUGGAUAAAAUGUUUUGCAACAGAGACUGGGUACCAGAUGUCAUAUUUUACUAUUCUUGUCAUACUAGUGUGGUUUGCGGUAACACCAUGUAGAGUAAUCUCUUUUGAAAAGAAGUGUGGUUCUGAAAAGAACCAGUUGGUUGUGAAACGUGACAUUCCGAUCAGUAUGCUCUGAUCGUCUCCUCUCUCUCUCCCUCUCCUGAAGUAGCCUGUAGUCAAGUCCCACCCGCUUACCCGGACACUUGACGCACCCCGGAUGCUGGUAUUUAAGAUCAGAGCUUACUGAUCGGAACUUCGAGUUUUAAAACCACCCGGUUCUUUUCAGAACCACACUUCUUAGAAGAGAUUAUUCCACAUGGUGUCACCGCAAACCUCACUACUAUACCCUACCAGCAUGCAAAAUUUCAAAUCUUGUUUAUUCUAGUCAUGUUGGACUAAAGAAGUGUUAGACUGGUUGCUGCAUGCAUAAAUAGCUCCUUGGCAUUGGCCCGAGUUUUAAUUCUUCAGUCAAAUUCCCUGAAACUUCAUUGAAAUGUAUCUGAACCAACAUUUCCCAACAAGAUCCACUUGUUAUUGAGUUCUGACUCCGAUAUUUUGUCUUAAGAUUUCAAUCUUGGGUGAACUAUUUUACUAGAAAAACUUGUGUAAGCGUGCAGUACUUUUCCACAGUAAUUUUUCUGGAGUUCCGUAAUGGGCAAUGAUCCAUGGGACCUACAGCUUUAUGCCUCAUACAAGGGAUGUGCCUCUUGCAGACUUGCAUGCAGUGUGGGAACUUGUUAUUCGUUUUAAGGUCACAUUGUUACAUUAAAGUUUAUGUGAACUGAAGUGUAAGUGUCUUCCACGGGACAAAAAUUACGGUUUCCUUUAGAAGUAAGGAACUAGAAGGAGGCUGGAACUGGCUGCCAUUUCUGGCAUUAAAUUUCAUUGUUGGAGCAAAACAAUAUGGGUGAUUUAAUUUGACCUUACAUCAAAAAAACGUUUCCACGUUCCCACUUGAAUGACUGCCAGAAUGCAGUGCAGUAAACACAGUGUGAUGUUGUUAUAUAUGUAGGGCAAACACAAAAGGGGGUAAUUCCAUAAGUGUGCAUAUAUAAGAACCAUACUAAGGAUGCUUUUUUAGUGGAAUUGCUCAAAUCAUAUACAACGUCAGAGUCGCUUGUGAACAUAUCAGGAUCAGUCCCUUUAGAGUAGAAAAUUAGGAAAAAUAGAAGUUAAAUUUCUUUUAGCCUCCAAUGGGGAAAAUGUUCAUUUGAAAAGAUGACGUGAGGAUUUUGUUCUGAAAUUGUUGGCAGCUGAGGGAAAUUGGUUCUGGUAAUUACAGUAUUUUGCACGUUUGCACUCUACCUUGUCAGUGUGUGAAUGCUUAGAAAAAAAGGCACUCGUUCAAUCAUAAGCGUCACCAUACUUAGAGCUUUGGUAAAGUCAGAUCCUUUUUUGUUUGUGUUGCGGGUAAAGUCCAUGACUAUUUGAGAAAAGAACUGAACUGGGUGCUACAUUUUAUUUGGUGUUCGUAUUUUCAAAAUCUUAGCUACAUUCGUUGUGAUUUGUAAAAGUCGUGUGUUGGACGCACAUUUCAUUUGUCGUUGUGGGUGUGUUGAAAUUACUGGUUCUAAAAGGGUUCCGGGUGUUAUAAACAAAAGUUGCUGCAUGAGGUUUCCUGCCACCACAGAAACGUGAAAUCCCCUGAGGAAAGAAAAAACAACGAUGUAAAAUAAGGAGUUGACUUUCAUUAUGCAAGCACAAGGAGAUCUGAUGGCAUUGAGAUUGCUCAAAAACCAAAGACCGUUGGAGGAGUUGGAGAUGUAUUAAGUGGAAUGAUUGCGAAAAAUCCUGGACGUUUCGUGUGCGGUCCUAGAAAAUUUACUGAAAUGUUAUGGAAACGUAGGAAUAACGAGCUGUGUUACACCAAACUUUCCAAGUCUGAUGAAUCAACAUUCUAAAAGCCACUUUUAUUGGUUAAAACUUUAUAGGAAUUUGAAUUCAUGGAUGAUCUUUUGAUCCGACUCUGGAGCACUUCCGGAAGUCAUGGAAGAUUUGGUCAGGGAACAUUCAGGAAAAUUUCCGAUUCGAUCCAUUAAUUGUCAUGGAAGUUGCCUACUUGAUCUGGAAACCCUCACGAAAGUUGCCUGUUUGGAACUGUCGGGUAUUUUUCCACGGUGGAAAUUUCUUGGAAAUUGUAUGGAACUGUCGUUGAAGUACACACAAGUGGACGUUUUGUGGGAGCUCCUUCGAAAUACCAUGGAAGUUUCCUUUUUGCUUGUGGGAAAAGAUUGUGGGUUGUAGUACUUUGUAUUUAUUUUUUGGUUACAUGUACUUCAUGUCAUUUAUGUAGUUCCUGAGUGUAUUGCAAGUUCAUGCCGAAACCCGUACUGUGGUAUUUAAAAAGAAACAGCAAAAAUAAUUCCUCCCCCCCCCUGUUUAUAUAUUUUAAAUCUCUUGCUGUCCUGUACUUGCUUGUGACUUUGUUUCAGUGUGACUUUUAAUGGUGUUGUGUUUGAUCGUACUGCACCAGGUAAAAAACGCAGUGAGGCCAAUUGGUGCACAGUCAGUGUUAUUUCCAAUGCACGGGGACUGGUUUUCUGCAAAUUUCAGGGUUCCUGUUUUAUUUCGGUCGUGUUCUGGAUUGGUGGAACCAAAAGAUAUGUGAAUCAAAUAUGUACCAAAGGACAGGACAACACAGAACUUUGAUAAUUAAACUGCAUACUUUGUUCAUGUACAUACACGUCAGUCUUGGGUAUAAUUGUGACGAUUUUUGACAAUGCGUUAACGACACCAAAGAUAAAGUUGUGAAGCUGCUUUGCGUGUUUGUCGGUCUAUCUGUUGGUGUGUAUGUGUGUGCGUAUUUUGUGAUCAAAAUAACCCAUGCAAAUUGGGAAGAAGCGUCGGAAUACGUUAUAGAGCUCUCUGUUAGGAUCGGACGUACUGACGUACAUGGAAUAAACCUUGUUGGUCGUUUAAAAAAACCCUAAUUGAAAAAUAGAAAAACAAAGCACAAUGUUCGUGUUAUGCAUGUAUACAUAUAAAUACCAGCUUAUUUAUUACCGUAAAAUGUUUAUUAAUGAAACAAUGUUGUGUUUGAAUUGUGAUUAAUGAUACACAUCGAUGAUAAGUUAUGAAUUGCCUUGACUCCAAAGCUUUGAAUUGAAUAUUAUAUUUUAUUACGACUGUCACAUUAGCUAUUGUCAUAUCGAUUGCGCACCUUAUUUUAUAAUACCACUUUACUUGUUCCCAAGUUUUUAUAACAUAACAUCGAAGUAAGCUGAUAAUCAUGUAGUGGAAAAUCCUUUUAUUGAUAUCGAACUAUACUUGCUUUUUUAUACUUGGCAGUUUAUUUCAUGCACAGGCUAUGUUAGAAUACCCGUUAGAUUUCUCACAAUCAAACAUUUGAAACUUAAUCUUAAAAUUGACCCAUGAAUGAUCAUGAAACGUAAGAGAUUUAUAUACCAAAUAUCGUCCUUUUUGACAGAAUGAAUUAAUUGAUUCAAAUUUUACCUUUUGAAGCAGGAAUUUUAUCUUGAUUUUUAACAAAACUGAGCAAGACUGAAUUUCCAUCAUGGAUUUUGUGGAGAUGGACUUGUAUGGGACAGUCUAGGUAUCUGCAGUUUUCAGUGCAGAGCGAUAAUUAUCAAUGUGUGACCGUUUUGGAUAGAAACCUUUGAAAUCCUCGAAAAUAAAAUACUUAAUUGUGACUGGAAGUGAAAUGUUGCCAAUAUUUAUGAACUAAUUGAAACUUGGAAGGUAGAAAAUUUCGUCCCCAUCCCAAUGGGUUAUUAUGUUUUUUGUGUGUCUGCCAUUCUGAAAAAAAAUUGAGACUGUGCUGACGUUCGCCAACGUUGGUGGCACAGUCGGUCGCACUUGAUGUAACCAACUAUUGCAAAUUUUAGCAUUGUGUGUUUAAUUAGUGGCACCCACCCCGGUCCUAUGGAAGACCUUGCCAUAUUUUAAUUGUAAUAACACGAGUCAAGUAUUUUUAAUAUUUAAAAAAUGUAAUUGUCCAACAAUUGUAGCACUUUCCCCCGCAGUUUAACACCUCUCAAAAUGGACCUCACAUUGAACUUGGAGAAAAUGAAAGCAGUUUUGUUUGGAAAUUGUUUGGUAAUUGUAUGGUAUACUUAGUAUCAUGUCAUUUGUUUCCAUCGACGUACAUGUUAAAAACGUAAAAAUUCAAACACCCCUAAAAAACAUGUUCAAGCCCUUUGGAAUAAAUGUUUUGUUAGUAUGGAAUUUUGAAUUUUUAAAUGUUUUAUGCCCACUUAAACGUGAUUUUAACAAAGGCACCCAUUCAAACUGUACAUCUGUUGUUUGUAACUGCACUUUUUAUUUGAAUUUGAAUGAAUAUUUUGAGAAUUUCGCAGUCAUGAAUAUGAAUUGAAUGUAUGAUAAUUUAUUCUAACUGUACAUGUACCUCACUAUGUGUAAUUGUCGAGAAAUGUAACAAAUAUCCCCAUUUUCCUAUAAGUUGGAUCUAAUCUACUGUUUAAAAAGCUUCUUAAUUAUUAGCAAGCCAACUGUGCUGUUCCGCAGAGAUAUAUAUGUCCAUCCAAUCAGAGGACAACAGCAAAAGAACAUUGAACAUGAUUGGCUAAAUGGUCAAUCGACCCAGUGAUGUACAAAGAAGGUUCGUUUUAAUUGGUCUCCACAAAUCAUCUUGUCGAUUGUCCAAGAGGUGGCAGACAUUGUGCACGGUCUGCAGAGCGAAUGUACACACAAUCCUGGUUCAGGUAGAUGAAUGUUCUGCCGAUGUUUUGUGCAGAAAAUGUAGAAUGGAAGUUUCUGACCUGUAGCCGGUGUUCGUCAUUCUGUUGCAAUGUGUUGGUACAUCAGUGUAUGUAUUUACUUCAUGUUUACACAACUUGGUCGCCGUUUUAUAGCAUAAAAUGCAGCAGAAAUAACAAAAAAUUUGAACACAUUGUCACCAUUCACACCAGACCAAAAAGUGUGGCAAUGAGCCAUAUAACCAUGUGAGUGACCAACUACUUUGGCAGUGAAAUGGCCACUGUUUGUGGGAACUUUGCUGUCAUUUCUCAUUUUAAUCUGCAGGAUUGGUUAAAUAUAGUCAGUCCUGUCAUCAUGAAUGAUUGUUGUGUCUGCAAUGUGCAGAACCAUGCUCUCGCAAGCUCUCCUAAAUAAGGAUGGACAAUUUCGAAAUGUGACACGUUCUUUUAAAAUAUUGAAUUCGCUGUAUAUGAACUAUGUUGUCUUGGUUCAAAAGCUUCUCGUUUGUUUAUUGUGACCCUGUUUGUUUCCUGUGCGAAUAUUUCUUGGCAAUUUUAACUUAUUUGGUCAAGGAAAUAGAAUAAGGGAAAGUCAUGCCAAUUUUAUCGAUGAAAUGAGGCAAGAAUUUAGCUUUUUAGGUUGUACAUUAUACAAGCCUGUACAAGUACUUAAAUCACAGACAUUAAUGUAUUCAAAUUGUUAAUCAAUUCCUUUGCUUGUACUUCCUGUCCAAUGAAAUUAGGUCUCCCGAAGAAAAAAAAUUACGGCCCGUUUAUUAGAUGGAAUCAUGUUUAUUUGUGUAUAAAAUAAUACAAUUUAUGUGAAGACAUUGCUGAUUUAUUAGUCGUGUUCAUAAUUGUAUAUUGAAUAAAAGCAAACUGCUUUUAUUGAUUACUAUGGUACAUGUCACUGUGUCCCUUUUCCCUAAAUAGUACCAGUGAGGAAGCAGAUGAACUUUAUUGUGUUUACCUUAUUUUUUUGUGACACUGUUUCACUAUUUUCAGGUUAAUAAUUUUAAUUGAAAUGAUUAUUUAUAUUCUGUACCACACAACCCCUGGAAAUAGUGGAACGGUCCUCGUUUCUCUGCAGCACGUGCCGUGGUGCGGCAUUCUGAGGGAGUCUGUGUACGGUGCAGUGCAUAUUGUACAUUGCCUAGUUUUGUAUUAAAAUGGUAUGCUGUACAGUAAAAUCAAUAUAUGAAAACAAAUUAUGUAUGUAAAUUGUACAAUGAUGUGCAAAAAAAGCUACUAAAAUGUACGAUUGUCGGGAUUUCAAUUAAAAAGAAUCCCCGUUGUUAACCCAAAGUGAUUAUUUAUCAGUGAAACAGGUCUAUAUUUGUAAUGUUGAAUGACUGUUCGUAUUUUGGAACUGAAAUAAAAAGACAGAAAAAAAAUUA